Messenger RNA from Owenia fusiformis, 1893 nucleotides. Lineage: Eukaryota; Metazoa; Annelida; Polychaeta; Sabellida; Oweniidae. The record is from the annotation of a GenBank genome assembly.
AGCUUCAUGUUGACAGUGUACAUGUCAGAUGUUACAGUUAAUGUCAGACAGUUGGAGAUCCAAAAAAUCAUUUCUACAUUGAUUGAGAGAUCCACAUUGUGUUUGUAGGCUAUGGGGGAUGCCACGACAGACACACGUAUCUGGUCACCCUUGGAGUUUCUCAAACAAUCAGGUGAGAAGAUAUGCCUUAUGAUCCUAAACCAGCCAUUGGCCGGCUGUUUAGACCAACUUCACACUUUGUGGAAUAAAGCUGUGUUGACUGCUUGUGUUGAUGGAGGCACAAAUGAAUUGUACAAGCAUACUGUUCAGGAUUUCCCCCAACUUGUACCUGAUAUAAUCUCUGGGGAUUUUGAUUCAGCAGUAGCUGAUGUGUUGCAGUAUUAUAAAUCCAAGGGCUGUGAGAUAAUCCCAACUCUAGACCAAAGUGAGACAGACUUCACUAAAUGUCUAAGAUUAUUAGUUGACAGGAUAAACAAGAGAAAUCUUCAGGUCAGUGCCAUAUAUGCAUUGUGUGACAUAGGUGGGGACAGGUUUGACCAUGUGAUGGCUAAUGUGAAUACACUAUAUACUGGAGCUCAAUUGUCCAACAUACCAACAUACAUAGUGACCAGGACCUCUAUCAUAUGCUUGCUGACUCAGGGCCAACAUCAAAUUCAUGUGGAGAAAGAGAAUAGAGGAGAUUGGUGUGGCUUUUUACCCAUAGGUGGCAGGUGUGCUAGUGUCACAACAACAGGCUUCAAAUGGAAUCUGAAUGGCGAUGCAAUGGAGUUUGGUGGCUUAAUCAGCUCAAGUAACACAUGGACUGAUGCUGAAGUCGUUACCAUAGCAACAGAUGCUCCUCUUGUCUUUACUAUGGGUCACAAAGUUAAGUAAACCCUCAGAGUGGUGCUAUACAAUUACGUGAGUCAUGGAAUGGACACAUUGUUUGGCUUACGGCAUAAUUUAUUUAUUCUACUUAGAAGUUUCAGAAAGAAAUCCUUCGAGAUUUAAAAGUUUACAAUCUGAUUACUGUUGGAUUUGUUACUGUAUCAACAUUCUCAGAAAAUAAUUAGGUGCUUUAAGAUAAAAAAUAAGUUUGUUUAAAAUCUAUAAGUGUUUUAUACGAUAACCAUCAAGUGUGUUGGUUACAUUUUGACAGAUUACAUGAUUGUGAAACUUUCAUGUAUCAAUAUUUGGUUUCGUGUUACCAUGUAUCUUUCAAACACUGUACCUUUCAAACUUACUGGAGUAGAAAGUCAGUGGUACUUGAAUUAGAAUUUUGAAACAAUAUACUUGCAAUUUUGGGAUGUUUUCAUGGAUGUGCAUCUUUAUAUAAUUUUAUAGAUAUAAUGUAAUAUUAAUGAAUAUAUGGUCUUACAGAAAUCUGUGAUGAAAAUGAGCUUAGCUUGAGAGGCUGUUCUUUUAGUUUUCCUAUAAUUAAAAUCUUGGAAAGUUACAAGUUGAACAUUGCAGAGCCAUUAAAUAAAUCAGAUUGUAAUCAUGGCAUUUCUUUAUGUUGAGAUAAUUCAUGGCUAGAAAAGCUCUAUUGCACGCUGGAUCAUUGAUCACCUGACAAUUAAUUAUGUAUUUUAUAAUUAUUAACUAUUAUUAUUAUUUAUUAAUUAUUAACACUUUUUGUACAGAAGGAAGGAAUUGUAACAAUAUGGGAUAUCGUAAUUUAUAGAAAUAUAGGGCUAUAAACAUGAAAACAUGUAAUAAAUAUAUUACCAUUAGAUGUAUGUGGUCAGUUUGGCCUGUAUGUGUCAGUAUAGCCUGUGAGGUUCAGAUUUUAGAAAGAGGGCUGAAAGGUUUGGUUUUACAGCUCACCCAAGUUGGUAUUUUUGGGGUGGGAAGAUUACAUACAGACAACUGUUCAUCAUGGGCUCAAAAAUCAUAAACAUGCAAUACAGCAUG